Calidris pugnax (ruff) is the source of this 2120-nucleotide messenger RNA. RefSeq names its product fibrinogen like 1 (gene FGL1). The transcript is spliced from 8 exons. Bases 148 to 1089 code for a protein of 313 amino acids. NCBI's taxonomy places the organism in Eukaryota, Metazoa, Chordata, Aves, Charadriiformes, Scolopacidae. The record is from RefSeq and is a predicted model, not a curated record. Gene Ontology annotation, biological process: regulation of immune response; negative regulation of T cell activation.
AGUGACUCAUAGCAGAUGUAAGCCUCAACUCUACAGAAUUUAAUAGCAAAAACAAUCGCAGCCUGGGAAGGGCUCUGGAAUUCUUUGCAUCAGCUUAAGAAGAUUUAACAACUUUGAGUUCUGUCCAGAGGGUAAAGCUUCCAAAGAAUGAAGAUUUUGAUAAUGAUUGAUUUUGUCCUUGCCACUAGCUUGAUGGAUGCCAUUGGCAGCUCUGAUCUACAGAACUGUUUUCAAGAGCAGAUACGACUUCAGGGCCAGGUGAGGCUUCUGGAACAUCGUGUGAAACAGCAGCAGUUAAAAAUUAUACAGCUUUUAGAGAAGAAAGAGAUUCAGUACAGUGACAGAGGAGAUGAAAACAGUGUCAUUGACUUGGGAGGAAAAAGACAGUAUUCAGAUUGUGCAGAAAUCUUCAAUGACGGCCAUAAGCAAAGUGGAUUUUAUAAGAUGAAGCCUCUCCGGAGUCCUACUGAAUUCCUCGCCUUCUGUGACAUGUCUGAAGGGGGUGGCUGGACUGUUUUUCAGAGACGUUCUGACGGCAGCCAGAAUUUUGAUAGAGUCUGGACUGACUAUGAAGAAGGCUUUGGAAAUUUUGUUUCGACAAAUGGUGAAUAUUGGCUUGGAAAUAAAAAUCUUCAUUAUUUGACUAAUCAAGGGAACUAUACUUUAAGAAUCGAUCUAACUGAUUUUGAAGGAGAACGGCGUUUUGCACAAUAUGCAAGAUUCCGAGUUGCAGGUGAAGAGCAUUCUUACGAGAUGAGCUGUGGUGAAUACUCUGGUACAGCGGGUGACUCCCUCACGGGUGGAUUUCAUCCCGAGGUGCAAUGGUGGGCUGAUCAUCGGGGAAUGAAAUUCAGUACUAGAGACAGGGAUAAUGACAACUAUGAAGGGAACUGUGCCGAAGAGGAAAAGGCCGGCUGGUGGUUUAACAGGUGUCACUCUGCCAACUUGAACGGUUUAUACUACAAAGGCCCCUACACUGCAAAGACGGACAACGGGAUCGUUUGGUACACCUGGCACGGGUGGUGGUAUUCCCUGAAAUCCGUGGUCAUGAAGGUCAGACCAGCAGACUUUGAACCUAAUAUCGUUUAAGUAUUUUAUUAAGACGAUUUAUCUAGUUAAUCUUUUCGCAAAUCAAUCCAAAUUAAAACAGAUGGGCAGAUCUUUUGCUUCUCAUCUCUGCAUAUAUAAAUCUGGAAUAAUUCCUCUGCAACCAGGAGUUUUAUGAGAUGUAAAUGAGAAGGCAAUCUGGCCCAUGAAUCUGUAGAUACAAAUAUUAGUGCUAGUAUAUGUACAGGAUUUAUUUUAAAACGCAGGCGUUCAACUAGACAUAAGGACAUCUUCAUCAACAUGAAGAAUUUUUGGUGUUUCCAGCAUCUACAAAUCCUGUCACCUUUUUAAAAAACAGUAUUGUCACUGUCUUGUCUCAAAGAUGAAAAUUAAUUUUACAUAUCACAACCAAAAUCCUAUUUAAAUCCAAGCGUAGGGCUGGUUUACUCUGUGGAUGGAAUAUACAUUCUUUGUCAAAGCUUUAGAAGUGACUUGCCUGUAAAUUCCUCUGAUUUAUUUGCAUGUGCCGUGUACACAGCUUACAUAAAAAGUAUGAAGAAGGAGGCAGGGAACUGAAGGAAGAGAAGGGAUGCUACCAGGCUAGAAACAAUUGAAUGCAGAGUACAGUAGUGGAUUGUCUGUUGUUGCUCAAGCAUUUCUAGGGCUGGUCACGUCAUUUCAAUCUAACAUUCUGAUGGUCAGUAAUUAUGCUUUUCUUUUUCUUGGUAAUAUUUGCUUUUCAUUAUGCUUUUCUUUUUUUUUGGUAACAUUUGGUAACAACUUUAAUGUAUUGACAUUUUGAGUUUACCAAAAGGCUAAAUAACAAAAUCUGCAACUAACUUUCAUGUAAGCUGUGCUUUGAACAUCGGCUAUCAUACUGCAUGUGCAGACAGAAGUAUUUCAUAUGCAACUAAAAUCUGGCAUUUUAGAGGUUCUUAGUGCUUGACUCCAUAAAUCUUUACUUUCUUUAUAUAACUGUUGGUCUCCACAAGUCUCCAAAUUCCAAUGCCCUUCUCAGUGACUUCAACAUGGUUCUGCUUCUAAGCCUAUUAUCUUCUUUUCCUGUGGCCUUG